Messenger RNA from Pristis pectinata (smalltooth sawfish), 2408 nucleotides. RefSeq lists its product as uncharacterized. Lineage: Eukaryota; Metazoa; Chordata; Chondrichthyes; Rhinopristiformes; Pristidae. The record is from RefSeq and is a predicted model, not a curated record. The coding region runs from base 35 to 1399 and encodes 454 amino acids. Gene Ontology annotation, biological process: regulation of apoptotic process. The transcript has 6 exons.
CACACUGGACGGUAUGCCGUCCUUUGUAAUCUAAAUGCACCACAAGGUGAAGUGCUCAGGCAUACUAAAACCAGUCUUUCUACAGACAAGGGAAAGAGGUCUGUCCUCUUACAGUGACGCAGAGUGCAUCUCCAAAACUAAAGCAAUGGAGCCACUGCCUGAAGCUCGUGUCACCAGCCACCGUGGUUGCUCAGAUAAUGUUCUGAAUGUGAACUUGAGCAUACUCAAGCCCAGAAGAGUGGUCGAGGUCUACAUCAAACGCAGCUUAAGUCUAAGAGAAGGUGAUGCCAUCAGCAAGAAGAUGAAGUGGAGAUCUCUUCCAGAAAAUGUCUCACCAAGAAGCAUGAACUGCAAGGAGGGUCCUGGCCUGAGUGACCCAGGAAAACUUUGCAGAGGUCAAGACAAGCAACAAAAUGAGACAGAGAGUCAAAAGCAUGGAGAUAAGGUGAUGCCUUCAAGCAACAACUCUUUGAACGUUGAGUCAGGUGUGGAGAAGGGAGCCAGCAAGGGCAGGAGCAAGGAUGGGAAAAAAGGGAAAAAGUCUCAAACGUUCUUUGGAAAAGUUUUCAGUUUCCUAUGGAAAAUGAAAGGUGAUGAGAAGAAAGGUGAUGGACAUAAAAGAUUGAAAGAUUCUCCCCUGGCCGAACACCCUCCAGAACACAAUGGACAACAGUACCUUGCCAACAACCAGGAGCCAUCAGGAGAGCUGCCCAUUAUUCACAAGAAAAGAAAUAGCCUUAGGAGAGUUUUCUCUUUAAAGAGAAAUAAUUCUGAAUCUAAAGACAUUGGAUUGGGUGGUCCAGGAGCCAGUAAGAGUAAGGAUGUCCGUCCCAGUCAGCUGGAUCUCAAAGGCGGAUGCAGGCCAAGACAAAAUAAAACAGAACGAGACUCUUACUAUCUGUAUGAGCAGGUGUCCGAGGAAGCUGAGCGGAUUGUGCGGACUUUGGAGUCCAGUGAGGGACGUGAAGAUAAACUAAAAAGCAGAAGAAGAGCAGAAGUAUUAGAAACACAGUGCAUGGUGAAGUCAGCAGAUGACAGCAUAUGGAAAAUCAUUGAAAUACUCCAAAAUAUUGGCGAUCAUGUUGACUCAGAGCUUCAAGGAAAUUCCCAACUUUGCACUUUCUUCACAAACAUUAGCUACGAUGCCUUCAAGGAACUGGCAGACCAAUAUGUCCAAAAAGAGGUGAAGAACAAGGGACCACAGGAGAACCCUGAGUUUGUCAAGCUGGCAUUUACACUUGAUUUUACUGCAAAGGUUGCAGGGAUCUGUGACCACCAGAUCAAGCGGAUCACGGGCUUUGGGAGCCAGUACCUCCAGGAUACAUGUUGGCAGAUGCUCAGUUUCAUUGAACAGGAAGAAACAGCAAACAGUGCAGAACAACCUCCAAGUCCAGACUGAAGAUGAAGAAUGACUGGACAAUUUAAUGGACAAUUAGUGGACAACUUUACUUCCUGGAGGAGGCUACACUUCCCGAAUCUCUAGAGUGAUGCAGGCUGAACAGAACAUGAGAACAAACUCACCUGGCCAUAAUAACCUUACCUGAUAGACAAUGUGACCACUGCCAUGGCUCAAGACUCUGCUGCUUGGUUGCUGCGAGAAUGAUCUUUGGAUUGUUUUGUUCUGAUUUUACAAUGAGUCAUUUGUUAGGCACUUCCCCACCCAACAUGGAGCCUUCUUAGGGUUGGGAGACAGUUCUAUAAUGCUAUCUCUAACCCACACCAACCUACCUUUAAACAUUAUCAUAUUGGUGUUUAUGGCAAAUUGUCCACCUUCUCAAGGUAGUGGUUGAACAUUCCCAUUUUGCAGAGAGUUCCCUGUAAUCAGCCAUCCAUCAGGUAACUUGGCAGAGUGAGACAACUGAAGAGCUUGCAGUCAGUGCAGCUGUUAGAGUUGGGGAGAGCAAGGGAAUGGGGACUGUGACCAGCUUGUACUUUAACACUAUGGCAAGAUUUGGAUAUGGAAACUGACCCUUGUACAGGUCGACCAGGCAAGUGAUUAUACUUCCUUAAAAAAAAUAGGAUCACAUCUGUCAUCAGUUGAUUUCCACAAAAAACUUUCACUUCCAUCAAAAGUGUUUAUAAUUGUGUGUGUAUUGUCUGAAUUUGUUUAAUGUAUUUUCUGUGGCUUUUAUAUUGUAUUAUUGUACAAUAUCAGAGGUGUUAUGAGUAUUGGUGUGAUUUUGAGUCUUUCCGUGCAGUGACGUGUAAGGUAGGCUAGUGAUAAAUGUGAUUGGUCUAAAAUGAAGAGACGGCCCUUUUAUGGGGUUGAGAUUCACUGAAUGUGGGUGAGAACAGAAGGUGGAAUAUGUGUCGGACAACGGGGAGGGGUGCGGGAGGCAUGGGUUGAAGAGCUGGAAUUGAAACCAUGACUGGAAGGGCUUGACACUUUGGAAGGCCUCUGUGGAAAA